CCGCUCCUGCAACUCGUACAUCACUUCUGUCGCCCGGCUGCAAGAGGAAAGCAGAUGGUUUCACCGGUCUCCUUGGGGGUAGCCUCUCUGGCCGGAGUCUUGCUGUGUCUGGCCGCCCAGAUGCUGCAUUCAGCCGAAGUGGCGAGGCUCAGGAGGGAGCUGGAGGGUCUGAGGGCGGAGUGCAGUGACCAGGGCAGCAGACGGGAGGCCGACGGCGAGUCACUGGACGUCUCCCGUGCGAUGGGUAACACGAGGUCACCUGGCAACACCUCACCCAUACCUCCACAACGGGAACCCCCGCAUCCCGCCCACUUCCAACGCAGGGAAACAGAGCGACAAACUCUCCGCGUGGAACGAGACUCCGGGAGCAAACUGAGGCACAGGCAGAGAAGAAGAAACUCAUUGAUCCACUUGGUACCGUCCUCUUAUCAAUUACAGGGUGACAGUACCAUUAUUCACUGGCAGAAGAUCUUACACACUGGGGAAUCCUUUGAACAGAACAACAGUACAAUCGCCAUUAAAGGGAAUGGUUACUAUCUUAUUUACACCCAGGUCCUGUAUCAGGACCAUACAUUUGUCAUGGGUCAUGUCGUGAAAAGAAAGGAACAGAAAAGGCAGAAAGAGGGAGAGACGCUGCUCAGAUGCACUCAGAAUAUGCCAGAGGAACAGCCUUUCAACACCUGCUACAGUGCAGGUAUCUACAGGCUACAAAAAGGAGACAUAAUAGAACUGGUGAUUCCUCGAAAUUCUGCGGCCAUUGUCAUGGAGAAAGACUCAACUUUCAUGGGGUUGAUGAAAGUGUGACCUAACCACGGGGGCUAUCUUCCCAGGGCAGCCAUCACGCACCUUGGGCUCAUUUUGUAUUUUUCCAUCUCAAACUCCACCAGGUCCCUCUGAGAUCUUGUGAAUUGGAUCUAGUGUAAUAAUCUCCACAAUUAGAGAGAAACAUUCAGUCCCCUCCAGCCUGUUCCAUCAUUCUAUGGCCGGUUGUGAGGUUACAGCGUGAGAUAUCCUCUCUAGUCUCUGAUAUGUGGCUCAUUCUCAUUCUAUUGGCACACAUUUCUUGGGAAUUCUCUUCCAAACCACUUCCGCUAUCUAACUUCUGGCCUCCUUAGAAACCUGAUCACUAAAAUCACAGCUUUUGUGUCAGUUGAUAGGAUUUUUACCUUUGAGUCACAAGACUCUGGGUUUGAAUCCAUGUAGGGCUUGAAUGCAAAAAUGAAGUCUGUCAGUACUCAGAGAGUGCUGCACAGUUGGUGGCACUGAUUUUCUGAUGAGACAUUCAACCAAGGCUUGGGUUGAUGUAAAAGAUCCCUUGGCACUACUUUCACUAAGAGCAGGGCAGAUAUCCCUAGUGACUUGGCCAAUAUUUAUUCCUCAAUAUCACAAUCAAUCAAUAUCACAAAAAAUGGGUGAUCUGGUCAUCACAGGGGUAGCACAUUGACUCAGUGGCUAGCAGUACUGCUUCACAGUGCAAGAGACCCAGGUUCGAUUCCAGCUUCGGAUGGCUGUCUAGGUGGAGUUUGCAAAUUCUCCCCAUUUCCGCGUGGGUUUCUUCCAGGUGC
Molecule: messenger RNA, 1565 nt
Organism: Rhincodon typus (whale shark)
Lineage: Eukaryota; Metazoa; Chordata; Chondrichthyes; Orectolobiformes; Rhincodontidae
Gene: tnfsf13
Product: tumor necrosis factor ligand superfamily member 13-like
Exons: 6
Coding region: 55-804 (249 amino acids)
Biological process (GO): immune response
Cellular component (GO): membrane
Molecular function (GO): tumor necrosis factor receptor binding; receptor ligand activity
Source: RefSeq, a predicted model, not a curated record